Chenopodium quinoa (quinoa) is the source of this 1566-nucleotide messenger RNA. Its product is annotated as protein ENHANCED PSEUDOMONAS SUSCEPTIBILTY 1-like. NCBI's taxonomy places the organism in Eukaryota, Viridiplantae, Streptophyta, Magnoliopsida, Caryophyllales, Amaranthaceae. The transcript has a single exon. The record is from RefSeq and is a predicted model, not a curated record. Bases 13 to 1476 code for a protein of 487 amino acids.
UUAUUUAUAAAAAUGCCACUAGAUAAACGUUAUUCCGUUUAUCAUGAAAAUGAACUUGUAUUUUCUCUAUUUAACGCUGAACCAAGGCAUUCAAUUUUUUGCACCACAAUUUCCAAAAUGUCUCCGGUUAAGCUUAUUUCAGAAUGCUUUGUCCGACCAAAAUCCGACGUCGAGGACUCCGAAAGAUACCAUUACCUAAGUCCCUUAGCCUUACAUUUGAUAUCAUUAGGUAACACACAAUAUGGUCUCUUAUUUAGAACCUCAUCAUACAAAUCUAAUAAUUUCUUUGACAACCUUAAACUCUCUCUUUCUCAUGCCCUUGUUCACUUUUAUCCUUUGGCUGGUCGUCUUGUUACCAAAACCUACGACGAAGAACAUAGUUGCUCUAUCUUCGUCGAUUGCAAAUCCGGCCCCGGAGCUAGGCUCAUCCAUGCUUCCGCCUCAGAUGUCACUGUUGACAACAUUGUCAACCCUACCACAGACGUCCCUUUGGUGGUCCAGUCAUUUUUUGAUCUUGGCGAGAGACAAGUCAAUCACGAUGGCCACACAAGGGCAUUGUUAUCUGUUCAGAUGACAGAGGUGGCAGAUGGGUUGUUUAUCGGAUGCUGCAUUAACCAUUGUGUAACUGACGGUACAUCUUUGUCUCAUUUUCUUAACGUGUUGUCUAAUAUAUUUGUUUCAGGGGAAGGAACAAAAGAUGUUAUACUACGAAAACCAGUGAUUAAGUUCCCUCCAUCAAUUUCCGAAGGAUUCCCAAUCAUCAAACUCCCAUUCAAGGAACCUAACGAGUUCAUAACCCGAUUCGACAAAGAUCACUUACUAAGAGACAGAGUCUUUCACUUCUCAGCUGCAACAAUGUCAAAACUCAAGAUCAAAGCUAAUGCCGAGGCCAACAACAGCAGUAUGCCACAACUGUCAUCAUUUAAAGCCUUAUGUGGGUUUAUCUGGCAGAGCAUCACCCGAGCUCGAAACCUUCCAUCUGAGGAAGAAACCAAGUUCGCAAUGGCAGUAAACAUAAGGUCUCGCAUAGAACCGCCUCUGUCACCAGACCACUUAGCUAACUGUUUCGUGGCUGCAACCGCGACUGCCAAAGCAGGUGAGCUGCUCAAAAACGGGUUAGGUUACGCAACCAUGCUGAUCCAUGAUGAGGUAGAUACUGUAAAUGCCGAAACAGCCCGUGAAGCGUUGGUGCUGUCAUCUGGUGAGAGUCCUACAAUUGAGUCUCCUGGGUUCAUAUCGUUAGGGACUAAUUGUGUGGUGAUGGGUGGUUCACCCAGGUUUGAUUUUUCCGGGGCCGAAUUUGGGCUUGGAAAACUGGUGGCUAUUCGGACCGGGUAUACCAAUAGAGCUGAUGGUAAGCUUACAGCUUUUCCGGGUCGUGAUGGUCCAGGUAGUGUGGAUUUACAAGUGGGUCUUCUGCCUGAAUAUAUGAGUGCUCUAUUAUUGGAUGAAGAAUUUAUGAAUUAUGUUUCCUAAAAUGGGUUAUUAAAUCUUGCAUGUAUUUUUAUGCUUUUUGUUUAUUGCACUACCAACAACUCCGUAAUGAAAUAAAAAUUUAUUGUACUC